Molecule: messenger RNA, 1721 nt
Organism: Hippoglossus stenolepis (Pacific halibut)
Lineage: Eukaryota; Metazoa; Chordata; Actinopteri; Pleuronectiformes; Pleuronectidae
Product: solute carrier family 2, facilitated glucose transporter member 1
Exons: 10
Coding region: 214-1695 (493 amino acids)
Biological process (GO): monosaccharide transmembrane transport; response to insulin
Cellular component (GO): apical plasma membrane; basolateral plasma membrane
Molecular function (GO): hexose transmembrane transporter activity
Source: RefSeq, a predicted model, not a curated record
UAAGCUGCUUACUGCAGCAGGUGAAUGGAGGAAGCAACAGGGGACAACUGAGAAAGAUUUGUUUACACUGAUGUUGGACUAAAGGAUACUCCAUACAGCAUCAUGACUACAUGUUGAAAGUAGACAUAUUUACUUGACAGAUUACUAAUGAUCCGGAUUUUGACAGUGUGAAGAAGUGAAGUCUGGAGUUUCUGAGUUUUCUUUGCAGCCAGCAUGGAGUGUCACGACAAGGUGACACCUCAUCUGAUGAUGGCUGUAGGGACAGCUGUGAUUGGCUCUCUCCAGUUUGGCUACAACACAGGUGUCAUCAAUGCUCCUCAGAAUAUUAUUGAAAGCUUCUACAAUGAGACGUGGAGCAGCCGGUUUUCAGAGCCCAUCUCCCAGAACACUUUAACAGCUCUUUGGUCGCUCUCUGUGGCCAUCUUCUCUGUGGGGGGAAUGUUCGGCUCCUUCUCUGUUGGCGUCUUCGUAAAUCGCUUUGGCAGGAAGAACUCCAUGCUUAUGGCCAAUGUACUCACCUUUAUUGCGGCUGUGUUUAUGGGAUUCUCCAAGCUGGCUGCAUCCUACGAGAUGCUCAUCAUUGGCCGUUUCAUAGUGGGUCUCUACUCUGGUCUUUCCACUGGCUUUGUGCCCAUGUAUGUAGAAGAAAUCUCUCCCACAUCUCUCCGCGGAGCAUUAGGCACUCUGCAUCAGCUCGGUGUAGUGAUCGGCAUUCUCAUGGCACAGAUCUUUGGAAUUGAAUCUAUCAUGGGGAAUGCCUCCCUGUGGCCCUUGCUGUUGGGUUUUACUCUGCUGCCAGCAGUGGUGCAGUGUGUCCUGCUGCCCCUCUGUCCUGAGAGCCCCCGAUACCUCCUCAUUGACUGCAAUGAGGAGAGCAAAGCCCGCAGCAUCUUGAUCAAGCUGCGGGGCACUGACGACGUGGGUGACGACAUGGAGGAGAUGAGGGAAGAGAGCCAGCAGAUGAAGAGGGAGAAGAGGGUGACCAUCCUAGAGCUGUUCCGCUCCCCCAAUUACCGCCAACCCAUCUUUGUUGCUAUCAUGCUGCAUUUGUCGCAGCAGCUAUCUGGAAUCAAUGCUGUGUUUUAUUACUCAACUGGGAUCUUUGAACGAGCAGGUGUUUCCCAGCCUGUCUACGCAACCAUUGGUGCAGGCGUGGUCAACACUGCCUUCACUUUGGUUUCCUUGUUUAUAGUUGAGCGAGUUGGUAGGAGACCGCUUCAGCUUGUUGGAUUGAUGGGAAUGGCAAUUUCAGCUAUUUUCUUAACUGUUGCCAUGGCAUUGUUGGACCAGUUCAGAUGGAUGUCCUAUGUCAGCAUAGCUGCCAUAUUCAGCUUUGUGGCAUUUUUUGAAAUUGGCCCUGGCCCCAUCCCCUGGUUCAUUGUUGCCGAGCUCUUCAACCAGGGGCCCCGGCCUGCUGCCAUUGCGGUUGCUGGUUUCUCAAAUUGGACUUCCAACUUCUUAGUGGGAAUGAGCUUCCAGUAUAUUGAGCAACUCUGUGGUCCAUAUGUCUUCAUCAUCUUCACUGUAUUUUUGCUCGGCUUCUUCGUCUUCACCUACUAUAAGGUGCCAGAGACCAAGGGCCGCAGCUUUGAUGAGAUUGCUGCAGGAUUUCGACAGUCAGCUGGUCAGGGUGCUGACAAAUACUCGGCCCCUGAAGAGUUCAACACCCUCAGGGGGGAUGACCCUGACCUUUGAAAGCUGUAAUAAAUGACUCACAUGCA